AAAAGAUCUUCAAUCUUGACCUGAGAUGGUGAGUUCCUAGUGGAUUAUAGGGUAUCGAUUUCAAUUGGUGUCCAUUUUGAUGGUUUAAGUAGUGGAGUCUACUUCUAGUUUUGGUUUUGAGCCACUUAGACUGAUCGAUGGGUCUGUCGAUUGCGUUGCUUUCAUAUCUGUUUAGAGGUUUUUAAUUGGGGUUUAGAUUCUUUAGACAAAAAUUAUUCCUGGGCUCAUUCAAAUUUUGCAAUUCACAUCCAUCUUUACGUUGCAUAGCAUUUUUGCCGCACGUUCCAAUUUUACAGAACCUGACUUGUCUUGCAUGUUAGAUGGGAAGUCCUAGCAGGCAAACUUGUGAUGCAAGAGAUUUCUUCCAUAAGGUGAAUUGCUAAAUGACAUCACUGUUCAACAUGUGGGCAUUAAGGAACUUUCAAAGGCGUUGUUUGAAGACCAUGUUCCUUCUUCAAAACAGGAGUUCUUUGUUUGGAGAUAUAUCAUUGCAGAUGCAAUCCAAUAAUGUUGUCAAACUAAAGUUACCAAAUGAAAUGUACUCCCCUUCCAUGUCUAUGUUGAGUUGGGUAAGUGCGUCUCGGUUGAUGUCUACAACCCAAGGAAGGAGCAUGAGGAGCAAAGUGGAGAAGAGAAUGCGGCGAGAAACAGGAAAAACCCUAAGGGAAAUCCGGCGUGCAAAGAAAUUGAGAAAGAAGUUAAUGACGGAAGAAGAGAGGCUUAUAUACAACUUAAGACGAGCCAAGAAAAAGGUGGCUUUGCUCCUACAGAAACUGAAGAAAUAUGAGCUACCAGAUUUACCUCCUCCUCGUCAUGAUCCUGAACUUCUAACCCCAGAGCAGCUUCAAGCUUAUAAAAAGAUUGGCUUCAGAAAUAGAAAUUAUGUACCAGUUGGAGUCCGUGGAGUCUUUGGAGGAGUUGUGCAGAACAUGCAUCUCCACUGGAAGUUUCAUGAGACUGUGCAAGUUUGUUGUGAUAACUUUCCCAAGGAAAAAAUUAAAGAGAUGGCAACGAUGCUUGCAAGAUUAAGUGGGGGUAUUGUGGUUAACAUACACAAUGUAAAAACAGUUAUCAUGUUUCGUGGAAGAAAUUAUCGCCAACCAAAAAAUCUGAUACCCAUUAACACACUUACUAAAAGGAAGGCAUUGUUCAAGGCAAGGUUUGAGCAGGCUCUUGAAUCGCAGAAGUUAAACAUCAAGAAAAUAGAACAGCAGCUACGUCGCAAGGGUGUCAACCCUGAGGACCCAGUUGCUAUGGCCAGCAUCCAGAGAGUGGCUUCCACCUUCUUCCGAGCUAUUGAUGAGAAGCAAGGAACUCCCUAUGUCUUUCAUGGGGACAGGCAGCCAACUUCCGAGACUAUUGACAUGCCAGAGGAUGCUCCUGACCUACCUUCUGAAGACAGUGACCAAGAGGAGCUUGACCGCUUCAUUGCAGAAAUAGAGGAUGCGGCAGACCAGGAGUGGGCGGCAGAGGAAGCAGCAGAAAAAGAAGAGUCAACACGAAUAAGGUACUGGGGGACAGAUGAUACGGGGAUGCAAGGUAGGAGUCCAAAAUGGAGAGGUGAUUCAGAAGAUGUGGAUGGGGACCAUGGAAGACGUUGGAAUAGUGUUAGUAGCAGGCAAAGAAACACAGCUGUAAGAAAAUGGGAUAGUGGUGACGAGAUCUCUGAUGCAUCAGAAGGUGAGGAUUGGGACUCGGAUGAUGAAGUGGGUGAGGGGGUAGCUAAUAUUGAUAGUGACACAGAUAGGGAAGAUUAUACACACAGAAGUCUGGCCAGCAAAAGAGAGAAGAGCAGCAGUCUUGGGCGGGAAGAAGCUCUUCUUACAAGGACAGGUAGCAGAAGUUUGAGAGAAAGAGCUAAUGAAGUGGAUGCAGAGUCAGAUGGUGAUAUGCUUGGGGAUGCAGAUGAUGGGUUGUGGGAAACAGAUGAUGAGGAGAAACAUGGUUCACCAGCUUUUAGAGGCAAUAUAUAUGAUUACCACAGUGGCAGUGAUGAAGAAGACGGUAACAGCUAUGGUAGAGAAAAUGCUGGGAUAGGUGAAUCGAAAAAAAGAAUUGAUGAUAGUUGGGACAGUGACUAAAUCAUGAAAAUGAGGAAUUUAAAGAAUUUAAGGCCAUGAGACAGGCUGGAUGCUGAAUGCUGUAUGGCUGCAAAAUACCAAUGUCGCAAGUCACAUAUGAAGGUAUUUCUUGGUCACUCUAGCCUUAAAAUGGAUGGAUGAGAAGUUUUCUGAUAUUUUGAUUCGGGGAUAACGUAUGAUUCACUUUAUGAUGAUUAAUACUGGAACAUUGAAGUUCUUUGGUGUCCCAAUUAAUUUAAGGGUAAAAAGAUUAUUGACUGCAUGAUGACUGGUAUUGGAGGUAAGAAGGUUUAGAAAAAUGAAGAUUAGGGGGCACUGGUUUUGUUCACAUUUGAAUGGAUGCUUGUUUGGCCAGCCUCUAUAUUGGCAAUUGUUGUUUCAGGCAUUAACUAAUGCUGUCCCUUGCUUCAACGAGUUUAACAUUGUGAGGCAAAGCAUGAUAUUGUCCAAAUUUUAAAUUCAUGUGCCAUUUGGUACAUUAAUAAUAAAAAAUAUAAUAUAAAACGAUAAAAGUUGAGGAUUUGGUGAGAUAAAAGUAUAACAAUCUGUUCUUGCUGGGAAAUUUUUUUUACUGAUAAUGAAAAAAAUUCUUGGAGAGAAUAAAUUUCUUUCAUUUUCAUGGUUAUCAAA
Phoenix dactylifera (date palm) is the source of this 2711-nucleotide messenger RNA. The record is from RefSeq and is a predicted model, not a curated record. NCBI's taxonomy places the organism in Eukaryota, Viridiplantae, Streptophyta, Magnoliopsida, Arecales, Arecaceae.